This is a messenger RNA of Acanthopagrus latus (yellowfin seabream), 7517 nucleotides long. RefSeq names its product coiled-coil serine-rich protein 1 (gene ccser1). The transcript has 11 exons. NCBI's taxonomy places the organism in Eukaryota, Metazoa, Chordata, Actinopteri, Spariformes, Sparidae. The record is from RefSeq and is a predicted model, not a curated record. Bases 278 to 3268 code for a protein of 996 amino acids.
ACGCUGUGCACGCUCUCGUCCUGUCGUCGCAACCCGGAAGAGACGACGGAGGGAAGCAGCCUCCACGUCACGGAGGUGUAACAUCGGCGUCAGUGCAACACAAGGUGCUACCUCAGUAGGAUUUCGGUACCAUUGUACGAUCUCAGCCGUCCUCAUGUAGGUUUUUUUUUUUUUUAACAACUCGCAUGACCGCCGCACAGAGAAGAAACACACCAGCUUCCUCUGCACUGAGCGGCCUCGGGAGAGACUGUGGGUCCGACUAACGUACGUGUUCCAGAUGGGUGAAUCGGGCUCACGCCGUUCCACACUUGUUUCCCGCCUGCCGAUCUUCCGCCGCAGCAGCAGCAAGAGGCAGGAGUCUCUCCCUUCCUCUCCGUCUUCAGGCGGAGUUGGAAAUGGUGUCCACAGCUCCUCGCCAUCCAGCACUAACUCCAGCUCUGGCAGCACCGGGAAACGGCGGAGCCUUUUCCGCGCUCCAUCUCUCAGUUUCACAGCUAAACGGAAUAGUGAGCCACGUGUCCAGCCUAUAAACCUGAACCUCACACCUCCGCUGUCACAGGGCACUGACACAAACGGAAAUAACCAGCAGACGAUCCCGACCUCCGUGUCAACAGGGUUCAGUGAGGGUGGAGGACGCCCCAAGUCACGCCACUCAUUUGGGUUUGGUAGCCACAAGAAGAAAAUCACCCGCUCCCAGACUGAGGAUUUUGAAAAAGGGUCUUCAUCCUCUUCCACAACCAAUCGAAAUGUGUUUAUAAACUGCAUCAGCAGCUCAGGGACCAAUGAGGGCGACGACUCUGGGUUCCUCGAUGACUACAGCGGUGGCAGUAACAAACGGUCAUCACGCCAGAAGAAACAGCUACUGCCCAAAUCUUUCUCCGCUCACCACCGCUUCUCCCGGACCUCUGAUCACCACCGCCCUCCUGAGGUGAAUCUGGAACCUCCAAGCUCCACCACCAUCACUCCAGGGGCAGGAGGGCUCACACCGGGGUCGUGGCCAGGAGAGCUGCUAGGAGCUGGUGGUGAGAGCUCACUGCAGUCGCCGAUGAUAUCAGAGGACCGAACUACAGCCAUCACCCCGUCAGAGUUCAUCCCCAUUACGGAGGAUUCUGUAUCGGAGGUGGAUGCCCUGCCAGUCCCCAGUCCUGGAUCUGGAUUAGACCCAGGACCAAACUCCAUGCCAGGGCCGGCUACUGACACAGCUCCACCUGACCCUCCACCUGCUCCAGAGAACUUCAGCGUGGCGGUCUCUACCUCCCAGGUUUUCUUCACUCCUGCCGAGUCUAGCACUGACAAACCUUUACUCCCCGACACCAGCACAGCCAACAACACUGAUUAUGAGACUGCCAUUUCCCUCUCAGAGCCCGAAACAGCUGUCCCCUGCCUACCUCUGCAGGAACAAUCACUGGAAGAGAGGAAGGAGAGGGAGGAGGAGAGAAAGGAAGCAAAGGAAGUGGUGUCUGUAGAGCAGAGGAAGGAGUUGGUGGAGAAAAGGAAGGCAGGUUACCACACAGAGACCACGAGCGAGAGCGAGGCGGCUGUGGUACGCAGUGAGGGUUGUCACUCCAACCCAGAGCAAUCAGAGAGGAGGGCAAGAAACACACUGUCUGUUCAAGAAAGAGGAAGCUUCUGUGGCUGCCACGAGCCGAGGUCCUCUCACUUGAGGAAACCACAUGCAGCUUCUCUGUGUAGCAGUGUCAGCCCCUAUCACGAGGUGAUGCGGAUGGAAAGGCGUCUGCGCUCCUCAUCUGAGGGGGCUGGUGGGCCUCGUAUCCAUGGAAACCACAGAGAUGCCCCCAGCAUGGAGGGAUGUGGUCUGCUCAAACACAGAAACAAUUCCUCAUCAUCCAAACUGGGAAGUCUGGAUGUUUUAAACAACCUGGGCUCCUCAGAGCUGGAUGAAGACGAUCUCAUGUUAGACCUGGACCUCUCUGACGAUCAGCGCCAUCGACAUGUGUCCAGAGAAGACUCCAGCCAGUCCCUCGCCUCCUGUCUCAACCUACUGCCCUCUCCAAUGGAUCCAUCAGGUGAUCGUGUCCCAGGAGGGAAGGAAAACAACCAGAGGGAGCCUAGCCGUCCAACCAGCCUGCUGCCUGCUGACUGGAGCUCGGGGCUGGGUUUGGGGAGGGAAGACGAGCCCUUGCCGCCGGGGCUGGAAACCCUUCCGCUCAGGCUGAUGCAGCAGGACUGCACUGCUGUCAAAACCCUGCUUUUAAGGCUGAGACGGACACUGCAGGAGAGCGCAGAGACGAGUCCUGCCAGCAGCCUCCAGUCUCUACCCAUCAGCCCUUGCAGUGAAAAGUCCCUUCCUUUUAAGGAUCCCGGCAGGGAGGAGGCCUUGCUGCAACAACUGAGAGAGAAAGAUGAAGUUAUUCUCAGACUCCAGAGUGAACUGGAGAGUGCCAAAGCUGCCCUGAAGAUGAAAGACUGCCAAAUGACUGACCGCACAACACAGACAGAACACAUGGGGACAGAGACCAGCCAUCCAGGCCGGUGGUCAGGACUAGGCAGCAGCAGCCUGGCACCAAGGGACCGAAGGGCAGUGCGGGUGGGGGCAGCACUCGGAGGGGACCACUCUAACCAGCACCACCCGCACCACUAUCCCCCUCUGCACGGCCGGCCUCCUGCAUCAGAGCGACACGCUGCCAGGGAGGAGCGGCGCUGCCAGGGGGCCUUGGCACAGUCCACGGCCCAUAACCCUGCCCCGAAUCUGGGCGCCGGCUCCUCCUGCCUGUCCUCUGCCACUUCUGCAGUGUCAGCUCAAGCCUCGGCCAUCCCUACAGCCCAGCUUCAAGUUUCAAAUCAAUGCCCAGGCUCCGCUUCAGCAGCUGCUAAUCACACCGCAAUCCCAUCUCUGUCCUCCAGGCAGCCGGAGGGGGUGUCCUCCUCUUCUGAGUCCUUAACUCAAGGAGGAGGAGGAGGAGGAGCUGGAGCGAGUCUGUCAGGUGGGGUAAGGAGAGCAGGGGGAGAACACCAUCCCCCGAGUCAAAUCCCCCGUGCAAUCGGGGCUGGCUCCUCCUCAAGCCUUCACAGUCUUGCAAGCAGAGGGAGCCCCUCUCCAAGCAUCUCAUCGUCCGUCCAGGCCUCCCCUCCGCCCCCUACUCCUUCCUCAGCCUCCUCUUCCUCAUCGUCCUCCUCAUUCACUGGUCGUUUAGGACAGCCACCUCGGGGCCCUCUGUCUCUGCACAGCUACAGUCGUAAAAACGUCUUCCUCCAACAUUCCCUACACACUUCGGAGCUGCAAGCUCUGACGCAGAGAGACAGUUGAGGACACACGGACAUGUACUCCAUCCCAUCAGCAGGCAGCCAUGUUGACUCUGUAGAAAAACUGCUGCUCCCUUCGGUACAAGUUGCUCGUGUCCCAGCUCCCCUGGAAUCAUCAACCACACGUGCUUACAAUCACGUCAGUUACCAUCCGAACUUUUGCUGGUAUUUUGUUCAUGGAUUUUUCACGCUUAAACACACACACACACACACACGCCAGACUGCAAGUAUGAAAAAGGCACUCACCCGUCUAUCAGAACUCCCACACUGUGUCACGCUGACAGUUUAGAUGUGCUUACGCCCACAGACACACAAAGUGCACACAGACUCACAACCUCACAUAUGCGCAUACACACACUCACACACAGACACACACAGAUCUUGUGACAUGCACUCUCCCACAGAGACGUCAUCUGUGAUAUCUCUGCCUCACACUCUACUGUACACAAAUGACAGGGUGGUGAAGUGUUUUCAUAGAGAACGACGUAAUUUCUUAUCAAUUUAUUUGUUCAUUUUUACCAGUUGAGACCACGUGCUGCUUCAGGAAGUAUAGGACUGACUGUGAUUUACGCCGGUAAAGGAUUUAUUCUCACAUUGCCAAACAUCAGACGAACUCUUCAUUCCUCAGCAGAAGUCCAGAUAUAAGAAUACUAUGUUUAGAUGAACGUCCUCCACACCACGACCCCUCUCCUGCAUGCUUUUUAAAAAAUUAAGGGAAAAUACAGGUGAGUAUUUUGUACUGCAACAGAAGCGGGAGACUUUUAAUGAUAUUUCAGCGUCAGCUCUCAUCUCAGUGUUUCAAGAAGGGAAUGUAGACUAGAUGUUUACCCUCCUCCUCCUCUUGAUAAGGCAUUAAUGUACAUCUGGCUCGAUACUGGACCACUGUUUCUUUUUUUUUUUUUUUUGUAGAAAUACAAUGUUACAAUAUAACCGUUAUUAUAUACAAGAAUCAAUGUGUUCUACAAUGUUAGAUUAGUACAGUACGGAGGUUGGAAUGAGGAGUUUCAUUCUAAAAUGAGAUAUCUGCCAAUUGAGUAGGCUCAAAAAUGACAUUUAACAAACUGGCACUCGCUUUUACUAAAUAAAAACACUUCAGACAAUGAGACUGAGCAGAAGAAGAAAAAGCAGCAUUGUGUAUUUUCUUCUUUCUAAGUAUCAGGUUUUUGGAAUGAAACCCUUCAAGUCUUCUGUCGGGCUGGGUAUUGAACAGGGAUACUUACUGGUGCUUUGCUGUAUGACAGUGUCAAUAACCAUUUUUAGGAUUCAAAAGGAAAAAAAAAAAUGUUUCAAAUAGCGGCAUUACAGUCACAUUUUCUAUGACAAUUUUACCGAGGCAAUCAAUUGCGGAGAGUCUGAUUCUGCCUCGGGGGGGGAGACAAACACGACAGAACUUAUAUUGCACAGAAAGCUGUUUACUUGAUCAAAUAAUGAAAAGAAAGAAACAGAAAACGCGUUUUUACAAGCGAGUCCAUUUGUAAAAGCGUGAGCACUGAGAUUUUGCUUUCGCUGGCACCCAGUCCUUAAACGUACGUUAGCCUUCUGUCAUCCUCCUGAUCUCAGAUGUGUCGGCUAUCUUUUUAAACAACCGACAUAACGAGAUGGAGGUUGGUAUAAUAAGGCAAUUAUGUUGUUUCGGACAGUGGGCUGACAGCUUCCCUUUCGAGUGAGAUUUACAUAAACUGUAACUGCCAUGAGUCCAACAACAUCAUUCACACGUUGGCGAAGAAACGUGUCACAAUUUAAUAGGUGAGAAAACCCACCGUUCUUUUUCUUUUUGUAUACAUAUGUGAACAACUGGACUACAUAGCACGCUGCUCAUUCUGCCACUGCUGAAUAGAUUUCUUCUCGCUGAGCUGACUAGACUGUCGAAACAGCCCUCCUCUUUUCCCCAUUGGCUUUAAGGUAAACAAAUCUUAUAAUGUCAACCGGGAGGUGGGAGCACCGCCGCUGAGCACAGGCCAGAGGUUCACAGCUCCCGGCGUCGACAGAAAAUGUUAGAUUUUGGAGAAGUUGUUGACCUUGUCUCUCACUAAACGGCACCUGGCUGUAGGGAAGUUGUGUGUGUGUGUGUUCUAAUACACACCUCAUGAGACAACGGCCUGGUUGAAGUGAAAGAAAGCCUGAAGGAAAGACAGCGCAACGCCCACUGGUGGAGGCUGCAACUCUCCCCCUGGUCCACUUCGUUUGCUCACUAUUUCCUCUCUUUUUAUCCACCUUUUUCUCUCUGUCCUUUUACUCUCUCGCCUCAUUUCUUCCUUCACCCUGUUUUCUUCUUUUUCCAUCUAUCUGCUCCCCUUCUUGCUGUCCCCCGGCGCUGCUACCUAUAAAACUCAGUAGCUCCUCAUGCUUUUUCAAAUCCGUUAUCUUCCCCCUCCCUUUAUGCCUGCUUAGCUUACUUACUCACAGCUUAUAUUGUCAAACACUGUAUCUAUUGCGGACUCGGUUGCGGUGGCUCGCCUCAGUCCUGGGCAUUGGGACGUGCGGCGCUGCUGAUUUUCAUUCCAGCUGUCUAAUCAGGGAAUAAUUUUACACCUGGUGAAUGCAAUUAACUUCGUGGUAGGGUAGACGGCCGGCAGUAAUGUGGCUCCCGAGGAUCUGGACCGAGAACCGCAGCUGUAACGCCAACUUAACACUCCCCGCUCGGUUUGUUUACAGGCGGAGGGUGUCGGUGUUUUGUCGCUGGCUGACCUCUUAAGAACUUCUAUUUACAUCCCCCGUCAGUGCACGCAUCAUAAUGCAGUUGACACCAUGUGAAAUGUCGUAAGGGAGUGUUUGGCCCCGUUUGCACUGCCCACUCAGAUUUUUUUUUUUUUAUUCUCGUGUCAGGCAGCCGCGCUCCUUUUUCAGUCGUGCUCAGAUUGGGAAAAAAGACGACAAAAAACCCCACAAAAGGUAGUUUGGCGGUUAUGUCACAUAUCAUGAAAGGGGGUUCUGAGUUGGAGGUCUAAAUGUGAAACUGCACCGCUGCGUUUGAAAGACAUUACUGCCCGUCAAACUGCGAGACUGAAGCAGUGGCGCUGGGGAAAGCAGGGACCGCGAUCAUGAAGUCGGCACACCUAACAAACCUCAAUUUUUCACUCUACUUAGCAGCAUGUUGUGCGUUCGGGACACUACGCUUCAUUUGUUGGGAAGUUAUUUAUUGUUUCCUGCCUUAUUUGUAUUUAUUGCCAUAGAAACAGUUUCCUAAAAGGCAUCUUGGCACUAACAAACAAAGAUAGCAGCAAGAGUAAUAAUAAUAAUAAUAAUAAUAAUAAUAAUCAUGAUGUUACUGUUAUAAUUUGAACGAAUCACCAGUCACGAUGCCGUCGUAGCUUUUAAAAUGUGCUUACUGUGAUUAUGUUUGUUUUCCUUAUGAAUUGCUGUAAUGAUGAAAUCCAAACUGUAUAACUGUACAUAAAUUAUUAUAACUGUUGCUGUUCACCGUUUCAUGAACACAACGGUUUGUUUUUUUUUCGUGCUCAUGAAAGUGACACUGAAGAAUAGAGUCCACACACACACACACACACACACACACACACACACACACACACACAUUGUUUGUGGCGCACUGCAAAUUAAAAAAACAACAAAAACAACACAAGUGAAGACUUCGGAGGUCUGAGCUGUUGCCAAAGGCUGUAGCUGCACAUCGCAGAACAAAUCUGACCAACUCGCUAGAUUUUACACAUAAAGGCCAGUCGACUCACUUCUAGACGUCGGGCAGCUGAUCCAACCUUCCCCUUCUCUUUUAAAUCCAACCUUUGCACUAUGACUAUUUCCGCUUGAGAUUCUUUUGCUGUGUCAGAAAAGUGGACGAUGGAUGAUAAUAACCUGUUAAAGCUGCUUAUUUGAUUUUAUUUUUAUUUUUUUUAUUUAUUUAUUUUUUUUUUCAGUUCACAAUGAAAGCCUGUGUCUUAGUCUAUAAAGCUAUCGGGUAGACUCUUACUGUGAGCUGCUGACCUGUCGAGGAAUACAAAAGAAAAAAUGAAAUCUUUCUCCACAGAGUUGCGUUUCACUUUUCACUGACUUCUGAACAGUUCUGAAGUUUUGUCUGUCUGAUGAGAAAAUGUUUGAUGGGCUUAUCUGCGGUCAGAAAAAAAAAAAAACCUCGCAGCGUGUGUUUACCCAAAAUCUUUGUCUUCAGUUUCUGUCCGAGAUAGUUUUCUUGUCACUCUCACAGAUGUUUGUUCACACAAGAGCUGUUUUAUCAAAAGAUUUUUUGUCCACUGUGUCCUUAUUGUUAAUAUUUAAUACAAAUAAAAUUGAUGAAAACA